CAUUAUGCUGUUGUUCUUGUUCCUAGGUUCUGUGAGAUGGUGAACUCCUUGGCAGAGGAGAAUGCAGUGAAUGUAGUAGAUCCUGCAGUGCGCUCUGAAGGGGUAUUGGAAUAUUCUUAUGAAUAUACCGAGAGCAGAUGUAAGGUGGUCCUGGGGAAGGGGACCUAUGGAGUUGUGUACGCAGGCAGAGAUCUGAGCAACCAAGUGCGCAUCGCUAUCAAAGAGAUCCCUGAGAAGGACAGCAGGUUCUCUGAGGCUCUUCAUGAAGAGAUAUCCUUGCACAAGCGUCUCAAGCACAGGAAUAUAGUCCAAUACCUGGGUUCGGUCAGUGAGAAUGGCUUCAUCAAAAUCUUUAUGGAGGAAGUCCCGGGAGGCAGCCUCUCUUCGCUGUUGAGAUCGAAAUGGGGACCUCUGAAAGACAACGAGGCCACAGUUGUUUACUACACCAAACAGAUCCUGGAGGGACUCAAGUACCUGCAUGAGAACCAGAUUGUUCACAGAGAUAUCAAGGGGGAUAAUGUGCUCAUUAACACCUACAGUGGAGUGCUGAAAAUUUCAGAUUUUGGGACCUCAAAGAGACUGGCGGGAAUCAAUCCGCGCACUGAGACUUUUACAGGGACUCUACAGUACAUGGCACCAGAAAUUAUUGACAAGGGUCCGAGAGGUUACGGGAAGGCUGCUGAUAUCUGGUCUCUGGGCUGCACUAUUAUUGAGAUGGCCACGGGGAAACCUCCCUUCCACGAGCUCGAGAGCCCACAGGCUGCCAUGUUUAAGGUGGGCAUGUUCAAAAUUCACCCCAGGGUCCCAGAGUGCAUGUCCGAGGAGGCCAAGGCUUUCAUUGAGAGGUGUUUCGAACCCGACCCCGACCAGAGAGCCACGUCCGCUGAGCUGCUGCAGGACCCCUUCCUGAGGAAGCCCGCCAGGAGGAAAACCAGGACCCCCAGCCAGCCCCCCCUGAGCGACAAGGUCCUGCCAGGUGACUAUCACCGAAGCAUGUCGGUCCCGGUUCAGGACUCCAGCGGCUCUGUGAAGUGUGAUCGGACCUCCUCUUUAGACUCCAGGAAGCCCAUACCGGUCCUGCAGAGGAGUAAUACCAACUCUGGUACCAUCGGGAAGAUGACAAAGCAAGGUCUCCUUGGAAGCGUGCUGGAGGAGUCUCUUUAUGACUUCAGCAGCCCUUCGUCUCCAGAGGAGAGCGCUGGCUUUUUCAUGCUGAGGAAGGACAGCGAGCGCCGGGCGACCCUGCACAAGAUCCUCACUGACCACGAGAACACUGUGGUCAACAACAUACUGGAGAUCCAGACUGAGAAUACAGAAGAGGCUGAAUUUACUGCUGAACACAUCGGUAUGCUGGUGUCCUCUCUGAGGGAGCACAUCCACACUCCCAACAGGAAGAACCUCACGAACAGUCUGGUCAAGCUCCGGGCGAAGCUCCACUCGGAUGCAGUUCCUGUCAGCCACCUGCAGGAGGUGCUGUUCAGCUUCCAAGACGCUGUGAAGACGGUCCUGAGGCAGCAGAGAAUCAGACCCCACUGGAUGUUUGCUCUGGUUAACCUGUUAAGACAGGCGGUUCAGGAAGCCAUUACCAUCCUCAUCCCAGAGCUCAAGGUGCAGGCACAGUCCUCGUUCGAGGCUGAAUUCCAGGAGUCAACGGCUCGGGGCGAGUGUGUAGCUGUGGAGAGAGAGGGGUCGCCCCCUGUGAAGGACCAGGAUGUUGAGACGUCUGGCGUGAGCACGCUCAGUUCAUGUGCGCUGAGUGAGUUCCUGCAGGACCCCUGCCCACUGAUCCUGCAGCUGAAAGAGCUCAGAGUGGAGACAGGCAGGCUGCUGACUCAGCUCGCUGAGAAGGAAAAGGAGUAUCAUGAACUGCUGCGGGACACUGUCAGGAGGAGAGAGGAGGACAUUGAGCUUCUCACAGAUAUCCCCUCUGCCUCCCUGUACCACUGGAAGACAACCCAAGGAGACUCGGAGCGCUCCACCCUGACGCAGUGGCUGCAGCACACAGGUGCCGAUGGGGACACGAUCAACAGAUUACUUGCAGCUGACUUUACUCUUCAGGAUCUACUUUCUAUCGCUACAAGGGAUGACCUGAAAUAUUGUGGGAUAAGGGGCGGUAUGCUUUGUCGACUGUGGACAGCAAUAACAAGGCACAGAAAUACCCCUGGAUGGCACAGCACUGGAUUUGAAAACACUGUGCAGUGCAGCAGUGACUAGAAAUCAUGACAUGGUUGAUGAAACCUUGCAUUGGACUUGCCUCAAAUUGAGGAUCUGCAAAGCUACUAGCUGGUCCCAGACUGGUCAGAGGGACAGACUAGAAUGCGGUUAUUUUAAACUGAGUCUUUGGGAGACCUGAUGUCUCUAUUAUUAUAUUUUUUCUUAGAUAGAGGUGUUUAAUGAUCUCAUCAGUGAUGGAUCUGACCUCUAUUUCACUGUAUUUUAUUGUAUUUCAGGGAUGGAAAUGAAACUGUUAUUGCAUAGCAGUUUCAUCCAUUCCAGG
Messenger RNA from Polyodon spathula (Mississippi paddlefish), 2497 nucleotides. RefSeq names its product mitogen-activated protein kinase kinase kinase 5-like. NCBI's taxonomy places the organism in Eukaryota, Metazoa, Chordata, Actinopteri, Acipenseriformes, Polyodontidae. The coding region runs from base 37 to 2214 and encodes 725 amino acids. Gene Ontology annotation, biological process: protein phosphorylation; cellular response to stress. The record is from RefSeq and is a predicted model, not a curated record. Gene Ontology annotation, molecular function: MAP kinase kinase kinase activity; ATP binding. The transcript is spliced from 16 exons.